AUGUCCGUGCCGAUGUUCGCGUCGUCGCUGCAGGCGGACGAGAACGCCGACGCGUUCAUGCUCGGCAUGAACUUCUUCUAUGAUCCGGACUCGUUCGAGUCACCCGCCGUCCUUGCCCUCCGCCAGGACACCGCCAAGUCCCUCCGCAGACUCGGCGCGAGGAUCUCGACUGAAUACGACAAGGAUGCCACGACGCACGUCGUCCUCAUGACCACCCAGGGCGGCGCUGAGGCCAUGCUCUGCAAGCGCGCGAUUAAGGAUAGGAAGCGCGUCGUCUCGUGGUCCUGGAUCGAGGCUUGCAUCCACAAGGGCGAGCUCGUGCCCAUCGACGACUGCGUCCUCUACCAUCCCCCGCCGACGCUCGACGGCCACCCCGACAUGGCCAACGUGCGCGUGUGCGUCACCGGGUACACGGGCGAGCGCAGGCAGCAGCUCAUCGACAUGUGCAAGUCACUCGGCUGCGAGUACAUGCGCGUGCUCGACCGCAAGUCGACCCACCUCGUGUGCUACGAGUUCGAAGGCGCGAAAUGGGCCAAGGCGAACCAGACGGGCCUGCAGCGCAUCGUGUCGCACAGGUGGCUCGAGGAGUGCCUGAGGCAGUGGAAGCGUCUCGACGAGACCCCGUACACGACGCAUAGUGGCAGGGAGGAGGACGAGAUGGCGGAGAUCGCGGAGGUCCCGGACUCGCAGGAUGUUGGUGAGGUUGGUGAGGACGGCGAGGGCGCGGUUCGCGACGACCCGGGGGGAACAGCUGGCGGGAGGAACAGCCUGAACACGUUCGUCACCGAGCUCACCGCAGGGAUGGCGCCCGCCGGGGAGGAGGAGGCACCGGCGACCGCACCGCGCAACACCGUGCUCCGCCAGACCGUCGACGCGCCCAGGACCGGCGGUACGGCCGCCACCGGGAGCUUCGUGCCGUCCUCCGGCGGCGGAAGCGGCGGGACCACCACCACCACCCUCAGCCGCGGCGGAAGCGGAAGCUCGGCGGGCAAGGGCAUGGAACCCCCCGCCCCCCGCGCCCCGCUCUCUCAGCGGGUGCCGUCCCAGCCCACCCCCGGCGGCGGAUCUGCCGUGCUCUCCCCCGACUGGAACGCGCUCGAGGCGCGCCCCUCGCAGCACAUCGAGCGAUGCGAUCGCAACAUGAAGGAAGAUCCGAUGAUCCGCAAGAUUCGCGAGUCCGGCGCGCGCCCGCCGCCGGAGCUGCAGCGUUUCACCGGUCGCAUCGGCUCGCCCACUGCGGUGGAGGCUGCGUUCGGCGGCAGGUUCAUCGACAGGCAGCCGCAGCGAUGGCACAGGUUCGAGGACCACGACGCGCCCCUCGCGGCGGAUUCGUUCGACGCCUUUGUCUCAGACGUCGCGAGCGGAACCUGGGACCCGCGACCGGACGCCGACGUCGACGACGAAACGCACCCGGCGUGGGCGGAGCGGCUCUUGUCGAGGAAGCAGCGAUUCGAGGUGCUCGAGUGGAGGCCCGACGACGUCCCAAUCGGGCUCAAGUGUGCGCCGCUGCGCGGGGGCGACCAACUGGCGUACCUCGAGGAUGAGACGUCCGAGGAGGAGGUAUCGCUGUGGACCUCGCUGGCGAGGGACGCCGCGCAGAAGCGCGACCGCGGGCCGCUCGGCGCGGCGGUCAUCUCGCGGCUCAGGCUGGAGUCCGCCAAGCAGCCGGAUGCCUCGUGGGAGGGCGAAGAGUCCCCGAUGCCAGGUCCCGACGCGCUCUGCGUCACCUUUGCGGAGGUAUACCUGCCCUUCGGUUUCCACAUGUCACACGCGCAGAUCGCUCGAAUGUACCGGCCGUGUGGCGACGGCUCGCGCAGGCUCCGGAUCCGAGACGCGAUGGACGUCGUGACCCUCCCGGCGCGGGUCCCGGGGAACCUCCCGGGCGUCACCGUGCACGAGGUUGAGCGCCCGCUGAGCGAGGUGCUCGUCGGGUUUCACGAGCUCCUCGCGGGUCCCACCGAGCCGGACAUGACGCAGGCGAUCCCGACGCAGGCGGCGCCCGGAUCCGGCGCCAAGACCCCCGCCGUGCCAAACGCCGCCGCCACGUGGAGCUUUGAUCUCGGCGCGAAGAUCUCCGUCGGGGCGGCGGCGCCGGGAUCGCGAGCGCGCAUCGCCGCGGCGGCGGCGUCGUGCUUCGGCGCGGCGGACACGCAGGAGGAGGAGGAAGAAGGCCUUGGGGAGGACAAGGGUCAGGAGGAGGAUGACGAGGGUCAGGAGGAGGAGGACGAGGGUCAGCAGGAGGAGGAAGUCAUCGUCGAGGCGCCCAAGACUGGCAGGAAGAAGAGCGACACGCUCUCUGCCGCCAAGGCUGCCGCGGCCGCCGUCCGAAGGGCUGCGAGCGAGGAAGAGGAGGCGAUCCACCGCGAUCUGGCUGCCGAGCUCGACGAGUGUAUCACCCAGAGGCAGGCUGAGGAGAAGGAAGUGGAGGAGGAGGAGGAGGAGGAGGAGGAGGAGGAGGAGGAGGAGGAGGAGGAGGAAGAGAUUAUCGUUCCCAGGCGUGGCCGCAACAAGAAGCUUGUGAUCAUGACCCAGGACACCGGCGACAAGAGCACCGGCGCCGUCGCGCCGGGACAGGAGACCCAGGACUGCGCCGGCGCACUGCAGGAUCUCGCACCCGCGCGUCCCAGGCGCGGCGGCCGCGGCAAGCCCGCCGACCCGGAGCCUGGCAAGGAGAAGACUCCUCCCAAAACAAAGGCUGCUCCCAAGGCUUUGCCCAAGUCUGUUCCGAAGAAGACGAACCCGCCCAAGGCCAAGGCUGCCCCCGCACCCAAGAAGCCCGCACCCAAGAAGAGGACGCGCGAGGAAAAGGCAAAGGAGGAUCGCACCGCCCCCCGCGUCGAGAAGGAGCGGCGACCCCGCGUCGCGCUCAGCGGCUUUUCAUCAUCCGACUUGACAAAGUACGGCUCGCUGGUGACGCGCCUGGGCGGAACCGUCAGCCCCGGCCACGGCUGGGACGCCGCCGCCACGCACGUGGUGUUCGGCGACCGAGGCGGACGCUCGCUCAAGUUCCUCGCCGCAGCCGCGUCAGGCGUGCCCAUCCUCGACGUGUCCUACCUGGACGCGUCCGGUAAAGAGGGCGCGCUGCUGCCGAGGGAGGAGGCUGUGGAGAGGCACCCGUGGAGGGGCGGCCGUGGCGCCGAGAUGGGCCUCCUGACCCCCGACGCCGCCGAGCGAUGGAACUCGACGCCCGGCCGCAGGGCGUUCGAGGGCCUCUCCGUCGCGCUCGCGCCGUUCGCGUCCAAGAACAGGGAGGAACGCGACAUGCUCGCCGCGGUGCUCAGGUGCGGCGGAGCCGUCGUGUCGUCCAUCUCCGCCAAGGGCGAACUCGUCCCCGGGGGAGCCGCGCCGGACGUCGCGGUGGUCGACCCGAGCAACACGGGCGACGGACUCAGAGGCAGGGCGGCCGGGGUCGUGGACGCGGUAGCGGGCGGCGCGUGCGUCGCGCCCGAGUUUUUCAAGUCGUGGCUCUCGCGACCGGGCGCGAAUCUCUCGCAGCACGUGCUGCACGGGAGCCUGGAAUCGGGGAAGCUCGCGGCUUCCGUUCGCGCGUCGCUCGGAGGCGUCGGGGCAGCGCCGCCCGCGCCGAACGACGCCGCCACGUCCAUCCCGACGGCGUCGAAGGCGAAGGCCAGGGCGAAGAAGGCGGCGGAUGCGACCGAUAAGGCCGCCGUGCCGCCUCCGGCUGAAAGCGGGAGGCGCAAGCGGAAGGCUGCGGCGGCUGAGCCACAGCCCGCGAGGUAUUCACGCAGGGCGCUGGUUGUCAAGAACUGA
This is a messenger RNA of Micromonas commoda, 3771 nucleotides long. RefSeq lists its product with no specific name. Lineage: Eukaryota; Viridiplantae; Chlorophyta; Mamiellophyceae; Mamiellales; Mamiellaceae. The record is from RefSeq and is a predicted model, not a curated record. The coding region runs from base 1 to 3771 and encodes 1256 amino acids. The transcript has a single exon.